Durusdinium trenchii is the source of this 3465-nucleotide messenger RNA. The record is from the annotation of a GenBank genome assembly. Lineage: Eukaryota; Dinophyceae; Suessiales; Symbiodiniaceae.
CCCGAUUCCAACAAUUGGUAAAUUCAUCACGAAUGAAUUGGCCAUGUUGUCAGAAGCCAUGGACGACGUGGAUCGUGCGCUGGAGUUUGAGGAGAUGGCCGGCGGCUUCUUCAGCCCGGAGGAUGACGUAGACGAGGGUUUGCUCUUGGAAGCAGCUCUCCGAGCAGAGCAGGAACAGUCCCAGAGCAGAGCAGCGGCAGCGAAGGAGGAUCCAGUUGGCACCAAGAGGUCCCGCCCAAGUGUUUCCAGUUCACAUGAAGGCCCGACUGAAGGAAGCUUGCCAAGUCAAAUUGAUCGGAUGCAUCAGACUCAGACUCAACAGGCCCACAGCCAAACUCCAGUGGAUAUUCUGGCGGAGCGCAUUCAAGCACUAUCACUUGCAGAGAGUUCUGGUUGUAUCAGAGGCCCAGGACUGAUCAGUGGCCAUCCGUGUCCCAUCAUGCCAGAUCAUGUCCGCUGUCGCUUUGAGGUGGGAGGAGUUGAAGUCUUGUUUCCCUUUGCUCAACCAUUAGAUCCUCAGAAGGCAGUGAUCAAAAGCGUCUUGGAGGCUCUCUCUUUGAACAAGCAUGCUGUGCUGGAGAGUCCCACAGGAACCGGGAAAACUGCUGCGGUAUUGUGUGCAGCUCUAGCUUGGCAGAGGCAUCGUAUGUCAAAGUCCGGUACAGCGCCACAAAUCAUGUAUGCCACUCGCACCCACGCACAAGUGCGGCAAGCAAUGAAGGAACUCGAAAGAACUCCGUACCGUCCGGUCGUUGCCGCACUUGGCUCACGAGAGGCAGGCCUUUGUGUCAACUCGCAAGUCUUGGAAUCAGCUGACAAUGAGGGGCAAAUCCGACAGGCUUGCCGCCAAGCCCGCCAGCAAAAGAGUUGCCAGUUUCAUUCGGGUUUGCUCUCGUCCGAGCUACCGCGCCUAGCUUUUUCGAAGCUCCGAGGAAACGAGAUAUGGGACAUUGAGGAUGCUGCAGAGUUUUCGCUCGCAACCAACUCAUGUCCUUACUAUCUAGCUCAUUCUUUGGCAAAGCAUGCAGAGCUGGUAUUUUGCCCCUACAGCUAUAUAUUGGAUCCAUCCGUGAGGCAGGCGGCCGGUCUGAGUUGUGCUGAUCUCACUAGCCGGGUGGUGAUUCUCGAUGAAGCGCACAAUGUAGAAAGCGUUUGCCGCGAUGCCGGCUCGGCCGAGCUGAAUCUGGACCAGCUGAAAGCCGCCCUCUCGGCAGUGAAGAGGGUCCUAGGAGAAGACUCUGGGCAAGUCAGCAGAGUUGCCAGCAUUCCUGCACCGGUUACAAGUCAAAAGUCCACUCCUGUGGAGGAACUUGGAGGCUUCUUUUUGCCUGCGACCGUCACGGAAGCCUCGGAGAAGCCCAAAGGACCUAAGCUGGUUCCAAAGACUCGGUCUCAAGGACUGCUAAAUGCUGUGCGUCCGUUAGCCGGCCUGCUCCAGCGAGUUUGUAACUUUAUUUCCGAUGUCCGUGAACCCAUCACCUACGCUCCGCACCUACCGGAUCACCAACGAGUCCCUGCACUGUUGCGGAUUCUGAAGCUGGAUUCCGAGCCGUUGCUUCGAUUCAAUCAGCCAGGUGCAGGGCGUUCCCGGAAUGAGGGAAACAUGCCACGUGCAGAGGCUUUGCUUCGUGAGCUGGUCGGCCGUGGGCUCAGUGGGUCUUUUUCCGCUCAGCUGGAACUUGCUGCCUCACUCUUUGGACAGUUGGGUGCAGCGGUGAGACGCCCAGACUUGUAUGUAGCUCGCGCCCAUCCAGGUGGGCAAGGUCAACAAGCUCAUUUGCACUUGUGGCUCAUGAGCGCAGAAGGAACUCUGGGGACAUUGUGUAUGGAGCUUCAUGCCCUGGUAUUGAUGUCCGGAACGUUGUCACCCUUGCCAACCACGAUUGCUGAAUUAGGUCCAACCUUUCAUUCCAACGCACUUCUGCCGGUUGCGGCCAAUCAUGUAGUUGGACCAGAGGCGUUGAGAGUAGUUACUGUGGCUCAGCAAGCUGCCAGCACAAGUUCAAAACUCGAAUGCACCUUUCAUGCGUGGAAGCGCUUACCGUUCCUACUCUCGAUAGGGCAUGCGUUGGUGAAAAUUGUGAAAGCAAUACCCGCUGGAGUUCUGGUCUUUCUGCCUUCCUAUGAUUUGCUUGAGCGAUGCCUGGAAGCAUGGCAGAAGACCGACAACGAUGACAAGUUGCUCUCUUGUGAGACAGUUCGAAGGAAGGGUAGAGGCAAAGGAGGGCGGCAAGGCACAAAACGCCGGUAUCGUGGAGCUGUUGAGAGGGUUGAGGAGUUGCCAGAAACAACGGUGGAAAGUGGGCGCAGCAUCAUGGAUGAACUUCGAGCUGCCAAGGGAACCAUUGUCCUGGAACCUCCUCCAAUGUGCCAAACGUCAACAGCAACUGUGGCCCGUGUCUAUCAAGCUGCCAAGGACAGGUAUGAAAAGGCUGUCAUGCAAAGCGGGCAAGCUGCUUUGCUGGCAGUUUACAGAGGGCGAAUGAGCGAAGGCGUUUCAUUUGAUGAUGAUUUUGCACGUGGAGUCAUAUGCAUUGGAAUUCCCUUUCCCAAUCUUACUGAAGAGCGGCUUGCGCAGAAACGCGCCUGCAACGAUUUUUGGCUUGCACAAAGGCUGGGUGUGGUCUCUGGCGAUGCUUGGUACGAAUCCAAGGCUUUACAUGCUGUAGCGCAGGCUUUGGGCAGAUGCAUCCGACAUCCUCACGAUUUUGGUGCUUUGGUCCUUCUUGACAGCCGAUGGUCGGAGCUCGGGACAGAGGCUCAGUUCAGAGGGACAAUGGCCAGCAAGGAACGAGAUCGCGACAUUGCACACAUGCAAACAAACGAUGCAGAUAGUGCUUGAAAUUGCUGUGGCAAAGCCAUUCUUGCCAACACAAAUGCAUGUUUUCUCGCGUAGGCCUAGGCCUCGCGUAGGCUUCGCGUACACACUAUGCCCCACGUCUCCGCACAACUGUCUUUCGGAUGACAAGUCUUGCCUUGAAAUCCAGCCAGCUGCCACUGUGGUUGCAGCCGUUUGUGGUGCAUGAGAAUGAUGCUGAAGAUGCUGCGCUGCUUUUGCAGGAGCACUUUGCUCACCAUGUUGAGGCACUGCCACGGACAGGAUGUCCACAGGUGAAGUGUGACAAGGUCGAGACAAAGGGAGAGAAGUGCGACGCGAAAGAUGAAACAAAGGAUGAAAUCAAAGAUGAACUUAAGGAUGAGAUAAAAGAUGAGAUCAAGGAGGAACUUCAUGAUGUGAAUUCUCCUGGAUGUUUUGGAGCAGUUGCUGCAAAAUGGCUGGAUACAACUGAGACGCGACAAGGUCCACCAGCGACGCCGGCUCAUUCUCCACCACAGCCCAUUUUUCAAACACUUACUCGAAACACCGAAGGUGUCUACCUAGAUCUUGAUAGUGACUAGCUUGUUCUGAAAAAGGUGGUCCUGCAUUCCUGCACCUGCAUUUCGCCAGGGACGGCAUCCCGAGAU